AUGAACGGACCACAGGUAACUGCUGCAAUUUUGUAAUUGGACGACUUCAAGGAGAGCAUGUGUUUGUGCAGAAACGCGGCGCGAUUGUUGCAUUGAUGGGAAAGAGAGGAUCAACAUCACAGAAAGUUAGAAGCAUAAGAAACGCAAAUCUGCUAGCUGCUAAAGAAAAAAAAAACAAAAAACAAAAACCAGUACAAAGGAAAUCUGGCUUUUUUGGGAUUUAGUGAGUAGGUCUGCCAAGCACCUUAUUUGACAACAUCUGGGCAUUUUGGGAAUAUUUUAAAAAUAAGACAGCUAUUUGUACAUGAACAUGGAGCUGACUGAUAACGGCACGUCAUCCCACAAUAACCACAUUCCUCAUUAUCUUCUAAAGGAUGACCCAUUUGCCUCCAGGCUAUCGAGAGGAGCUGAUGUUGCAGCUGCAGUCUAUGUUAUUAUUAUAGGGAUCUUGUCAGUUGUUGGGAAUGGUUAUGUCAUUGUCAUGUCCUGGAAACGGAAGACAAAGUUAAAACCUCCAGAGCUCAUGACAGUGAAUUUAGCCGUCUUUGAUUUAGGGAUUUCAGUUACAGGCAAACCAUUCUUUACAGUGUCCUGUUUUGCACAUCGCUGGAUGUUCGGAUGGGCAGGUUGUCGAUGGUACGGAUGGGCAGGGUUUUUCUUUGGCUGUGGAAGCUUAAUUACAAUGACUGCAGUCAGUCUGGAGAGAUACUUAAAAAUCUGCCACUUAAGAUAUGGUAGCUGGUUUAUGAGGCACCAUGCUUUUGCCUGCUUGGGGUUCAUCUGGUUCUAUGCAGGAUUUUGGGCCACCAUGCCUUUGGUAGGAUGGGGAAACUACGCUCCUGAACCCUUUGGCACAUCUUGCACUUUGGACUGGUGGCUUGCACAAGCAUCAGUGGCUGGGCAGAGCUUUGUGUUGUGCCUUCUGUUCUUCUGUCUCAUAUUUCCUACAGCAAUAAUUGUGUUUUCAUAUGCACAAAUCAUUAAGAAAGUCAAAGCAUCUGCACAGGAGGUUGCCCACUUCGACACCAGAAAUCAGAACAGUCAUGCUCUGGAAAUGAAACUAACCAAGGUGGCAAUGUUGAUCUGUGCAGGAUUCCUGAUUGCCUGGAUCCCCUAUGCUGUUGUGUCAGUGUGGUCUGCCUUUGGACAGCCUGACUCUGUUCCUAUUCCUGUGUCUGUGGUGCCCACCCUUCUGGCAAAAUCAGCAGCUAUGUACAACCCUGUGAUAUACCAGGUUAUUGAUUGCAAAAGCGCCUGUGCUAAAACAAGUUGUUUCAGGGCCAUGAAAAAAAGGAGAAUGUACGAGUCCAGGUUUUAUUCAAUAACUGCAGCUGGCAAAGGUGCCCCAGUUAUAGAAACCCAGAUAGAGAUAAAAGAAACUGACUAAUUCAUUGUGUUUGAUGAAGAAGGUUGGUCUGUGCUUGUGCUCCUGAUCUGAAGUUAUUCUGGAUGUAUUACACAACAAAUUAAACAUGAACUACAGCUGCACAGUAUACUCCUUCCUUUCUGUAAGAUACCUGCUACCGAUAUUCCAUAGCACUCAGAGCAAUAUAUGGCAUUGUUUUGCACCUUUAAACCAUCUUUAAAAAAAAAAUAAUAAUUCCAGCCACUGUAUCCAUUUCCUUGUAUUCCAAGUAAUUUGGUUACAGGUUACAGAACAAAAAUAUAUUUGUCCACUGUGGUCUUCAGUUAUUUAAAAAAAAAAAAAAAGUAUGCUUUACUGGAGUAUUCGACUGAACAUGAAUACUUUGAAAAGAUUUUCAACUUCAAACUUAUAUUUUAUAUUUGUAGUAUAUUUAACCACUUAUUAUUUACCAAAGACAGUGUCCAGGUAAAAUGUUGAAGGAAUAUUUACAAAAUCUGCAUCAACGUUCAGUUCUAAAUGAGCACAAUAAGUUCUUUCUAACUGUGACAGGGUAACGUCAAGGCCCACAUUGUUACUGGCAGGAAGAGAGACUCCAAAGCAAGAAGCUGCAGGUUAAGCGCUAUUGCGCACGUUUAUUUUAUUAUUAUUAUUAUUAUUAUUAUUAUUAUUAUUAUUUAUUUCUUAGCAGACGCCCUUAUCCAGGGCGACUUACAAUUGUCACAAGAUAUCACAUUAUACAUUAUUUCACAUUAUACAGAUAUCACAUUAUUUUUACAUACAAUUACCCAUUUAUACAGUUGGGUUUUUACUGGAGCAAUCUAGGUAAAGUACCUUGCUCAAGGGUACAACAGCAGUGUCCCCCACUGGGGAUUGAACCCGCAACCCUCCGGUCAAGAGUCCAGAGCCCUAACCACUACUCCACACUGCUGUUAUUACAACACUAGACACACAAAAACACAAACAGGCACAGUGGCCAAAACAAAAGGUCUACAAAAACUUACAAACAUACCGCACCGCACCUCACUGCACCUCACAUCACCUCACCACAGCGCAGCGCA
This is a messenger RNA of Acipenser ruthenus (sterlet), 2424 nucleotides long. Its product is annotated as opsin-5-like. Gene Ontology annotation, molecular function: G protein-coupled receptor activity. The transcript has 7 exons. Bases 305 to 1387 code for a protein of 360 amino acids. Gene Ontology annotation, cellular component: membrane. The record is from RefSeq and is a predicted model, not a curated record. Gene Ontology annotation, biological process: visual perception; G protein-coupled receptor signaling pathway. NCBI's taxonomy places the organism in Eukaryota, Metazoa, Chordata, Actinopteri, Acipenseriformes, Acipenseridae.